AUGUCCGACUUCGAAGAUGAGAUGGACGUGGAUGCGCCCGCCGUAGACAACUCUAUCACAUUUGGCGGAGACCAGAAGAAAGGCAAGAGGAGCGCUGCAAACCUGCCUGUUGAGGCUGAGGACUCUUUGCCAUGGGUAGAGAAGUAUAGGCCAAACUCUCUAGAUGACGUCGAAGGCCACAAGGAUAUAAUAGCUACUAUCAACAAAUUCGUAGACUCAAAUCGACUGCCUCACCUCCUCCUAUAUGGCCCACCAGGUACCGGAAAGACGUCGACCGUCCUCGCACUCGCACGUCGCAUAUACGGGAACAAGAACAUGCGACAAAUGGUCUUGGAACUCAACGCUUCAGAUGACAGAGGUAUCGACGUCGUGCGAGAGCAGAUCAAAACAUUCAGUAGCACAAAGCAGAUCUUCGCUGCGGCGCCUAAAGCAGGAGACUCAUCGCUUGCGACAUUCAAGCUCAUCAUCCUGGACGAGGCAGAUGCCAUGACUGCGACCGCCCAGAUGGCCCUGCGACGCAUCAUGGAGAAGUACACCGCCAACACACGCUUCUGUAUCAUCGCAAACUACACACACAAACUUUCUCCUGCGCUGUUGUCGCGGUGCACGAGGUUCAGGUUUUCUCCGCUCAAGGACCAGGACAUCAGGAAUUUAGUUGACAAAGUCAUCGAGGAGGAGAAGGUCAACGUCACACAAGAUGCCACCGACUCGCUUGUCACGCUCAGCAAAGGAGACAUGAGGCGCGCGCUAAAUGUACUGCAGGCGUGCCACGCAUCGAGCACGCCGCUUCAAACACCGGGCAAGCCUGCAUCCGACCCGAGCACUAUCGUACGCGAUCAGAUCACGCAGACUACCAUCUACGACUGCAUAGCAGCCCCGCACCCCUCAGACAUCAAGUACAUCAUCGAGACGUUGCUAUCGAAGAACGAUAUGACGGAGUGUUUGAGGACGGUCAACAACCUGAAGAUCAUGAAGGGACUUGCGUUGGCAGAUAUCCUGACGGCGAUUAGUGAGGAGCUGGUCAGUAACGACGUUCCACCCCAGGUCAUGGUGACGUGGAUGGCAGGCCUGGCAGAUAUAGAGUACAGGUUGAGUGGAGGCGGAAGCGAAGCCAUCCAGACAGGCGCAGCGAUUGGCGUUGUAAGGACAGGCGUAGAGUUGCUAGAGACGGGCAAGAAGUAG
Molecule: messenger RNA, 1182 nt
Organism: Alternaria burnsii
Lineage: Eukaryota; Fungi; Ascomycota; Dothideomycetes; Pleosporales; Pleosporaceae
Product: p-loop containing nucleoside triphosphate hydrolase protein
Exons: 3
Coding region: 1-1182 (393 amino acids)
Biological process (GO): DNA repair; DNA-templated DNA replication
Cellular component (GO): Ctf18 RFC-like complex; DNA replication factor C complex; nucleus
Molecular function (GO): ATP hydrolysis activity; ATP binding; DNA clamp loader activity
Source: RefSeq, a predicted model, not a curated record